AGACAAAAUCUGGACAGAGCAUGAGUUGCACUUUUAUUCGACAUUACUGCAAAGAGACGUAAAGUUAUUUUGUGGAAAAGUUCAGCCUGGUCACCUUCCUGUACCAAAAAGAGGAGCUGCACAUACAGAGGUUGUUUGUAUGUUUGUAAUCAAGUUUUGUAGAAUCUUUUAUUGAUGAGGAUCACACACCCCCACUUCGAGAGGAGCCUCCCCCCGGUCUGCAGUAACUAUUGGACAUCUCAGUAAAUCAUUAAACACAUCAGGCUGUGAGGACUCACAAACAACAACACGAACACCAAGGUCACUGUUAAACUAGAAGGACUGUUGCUUAAAGGAAACAAUGGAUCAUAUUCAGCUUUGGAAUCACAAAUCAGUGGUUUCUUUUUCCAUCUCCCCUCUCUGGAUGGCCCGCAGCGCACGGUAACUAAUUCAAUCAGCUCCGGGGUAGAGAAGUUGACCAUUAACUUCCUGAUUGCAAACACUUCUUCACUUGUAAGCAGCUGCUUCUCCACAGUGACUCCUGAAGCAAAGUUCACUGUCACAGACAGUCUGUCAGACUACAGGAGCUUGCCCCGUUCUCUCCCCGUUUUUUACUGAAGGACCAAAUCUGCAGUCAUGGCUAAAGCGAAUUAUGGAUACUACAGAACCACAAUAUUUCUGGCCAUGUUUGUGGGCUACACGCUGUACUACUUUAACAGAAAGACUUUCUCCUUUGUGAUGCCUUCUCUGAUGCAAGAAAUUAAGCUGGAUAAGGAUGAUCUGGGUAUGAUCACCAGCAGUCAGUCUCUGGCCUACGCUAUCAGUAAGUUCAUCAGUGGAGUGCUUUCAGACCAGAUCAGCGCUCGCUGGCUCUUCUCCAUUGGCCUGUUCUUGGUGGGAGGCAUCAACGUGGUCUUCUCUUGGUCCUCUACUGUUGCUGUCUUCUCUGCCUUGUGGUUUAUCAAUGGACUGGGCCAAGGCCUGGGCUGGCCUCCCUGCGGCAGAGUGCUGCGUAAGUGGUUUGAGCCCUCACAGUUCGGGACAUGGUGGGCAAUUCUGUCCUGCAGCAUGAAUCUGGCUGGCAGCUUGGGCCCCAUUAUCGCCACAGUGCUGGCCGAGAGUUACAGCUGGAGGGCGAUACUGUCCGUCUCAGGAAUGAUCUGCGUGGUCGUCUCCUUUUUUUGCUUGCUGCUGAUCAAGAACGAGCCGAAGGACGUGGGGCUGCCCAACGUGGAGGCGGCAGCCAAGAAGGGCAAAGGAGGAUCCUCCAGCAAUGAAAGCACCCUGUCUGAGUUCCUGCUCUCACCCUACCUGUGGCUGCUGUCCUUCUCCUACCUGGUGGUGUUUGGGGUGAAGACGGCCUGCACCGACUGGGGCCAGCUGUUUCUCAUUCAAGACAAGGGCCAGUCCACUCUAAUGGGUAGCUCAUACAUGAGUGCCCUGGAGGUUGGAGGCCUGUUGGGUAGUCUCGCAGCAGGUUAUUUCUCUGACAAGGCUGUGGCCAAACAAGGGAUGAGAAUCUAUGGCAAUCCUCGCCACUUCAUCCUGAUCUGCAUGAUGGCGGGAAUGUUUGUGUCCAUGUAUUUGUUCAGAGCCACAGUUACUCCAGACAGCUCCAAGAUGUGGAUACUCAGCUUGGGUGCCGUUUUUGGGUUCUCCUCUUAUGGACCGAUUGCAUUGUUUGGAGUUAUAGCCAAUGAGAGCGCUCCAUCUAACUACUGCGGGACAUCACAUGCCAUAGUUGCUCUAAUGGCCAACAUUGGUGGCUUCUUGUCUGGACUUCCAUUCAGCAGCAUUGCCAAGCACCACGGCUGGGAAAUGGCCUUCUGGGUAGCUGAGGUCGUCUGUUUAGUCACUGCUGUCGGAUUCUUCCUGCUGCGCAACAUCCGAACCAAGAUGGGACACAUUCCCAAGAAGGCAGACUAACGGUAUCACACCUCAACCUCUACGCCCAGAGGAAAGCUGAGAGGAAAACUACUUUGCGAUGCCAUUGUAUUUCCUUUUUUUUUUUUUUAUGUGUGUGUACAUGUGUGUGUCUACAGCAUUUCCACUCUCUUGCAGGACUUUGAGUGCUUUUUCCUCAGAAACCUGUUGCACAAGGUGCUUUUCUACAUACACCUUAAGUCUGUAAACGCAAUGCAUCAGUAGUGCAACAAAAAAAUGUGAAAUGACUGCACAUUAUGUUUUUCAUACAACUAAAUGUGGUAAAAACAUAUUGAGAGAAAGGUCACUGUCAUACUGUAAUAAUAAGGGCAAUAAACUAGAUCCUGGUUUAUUGCAAAAAGAACUUAGUAAUGAAAAUUAUGACUGGAAUUGCAAUUUUUGCAUUGCAUAUUUUCUGAAAAAAGCACAAUGUGUGGUCUUCACUAUGAACACAGUGAAAGGCUUGAAUAAACAAUACUUGGUUUUCUUA
This is a messenger RNA of Mugil cephalus (flathead mullet), 2392 nucleotides long. RefSeq names its product solute carrier family 37 member 4a (gene slc37a4a). The transcript has 9 exons. Gene Ontology annotation, biological process: glucose-6-phosphate transport; phosphate ion transmembrane transport. The record is from RefSeq and is a predicted model, not a curated record. Gene Ontology annotation, molecular function: glucose 6-phosphate:phosphate antiporter activity. NCBI's taxonomy places the organism in Eukaryota, Metazoa, Chordata, Actinopteri, Mugiliformes, Mugilidae. Gene Ontology annotation, cellular component: endoplasmic reticulum membrane. Bases 616 to 1905 code for a protein of 429 amino acids.